Messenger RNA from Paramecium sonneborni, 593 nucleotides. Lineage: Eukaryota; Ciliophora; Oligohymenophorea; Peniculida; Parameciidae. The record is from the annotation of a GenBank genome assembly.
AGAAUAAUUAAAAUGUAAUAAUCUGAUCCGAAUCAAUCUUAAAAUUGGGGUAAUACUACCCAAACAUUCGAGGUUUAAGCACCUUAAUAAUAAUAACCUUAGUAGUAAUAUAUUCCUACUUAACAAAAUAAUCCAUACACUUAGCAAUAUUAACAAUAUGGAUAAUAAUAGCCAUAAUAAUUUACAUAUGGAUAGGUAUUUCAAUUACUAAAUAUAUAAGCCAAUAAUUGCUAAUACUUAGCCUAUUUAAGUUGGGACUCCAUAUAUAUAGAAUGUAAUUGGAAAGUAUUAUUAUUUAUAUUUAGUCAUUUCAAUUAACCUCCAUCUUUUAAUGCUAAUGGUGCACCAUACCCUACUUAAAUUAUAUGUCCUGUCUGUAAAACUUAAGGUAUAACUAAAGUUAAUACUGAAAUUGGAGCAGGAACAUAUCUGGUAUCAUGUCUUCUAUUUCUUUGUACAGGGUAUCCAAUUUUAUUAUCAUUAGAAUUUUAUGUUGCUGGGUUCCAUGUAUUAUGCCAGAUUGUUAAGACAAAAUUCAUACUUGUUCAUCAUGCAAAGCAGAAGUUGGAAUUAGAUAGUAUGACAUAUGUUGA